AUGGCCAUGACCACAACCGCUCCCUCUCCCUCUCACCACCUCGCCCGCCUUAUCGGCCCGGCCCUCCUCACCAUCUCCAUAGCAGAAUCUGUCAACGCGCACAUCUGGGCCUCCAGCAGCCAUCCGACAAUCUUCCUCAACGGCUCCAUCAUUUUCGUCAGCGGUCUCGCCAUCGUGCGGCACCACAACCUCUGGACGACCGGCUGGCCCGUUCUCGUGACGCUGAGCGGCUGGAGCGGCCUGGCCCUCGGGUUAACACGCAUGCUCGUCCCGGAGAUGGUGUUGGAAAGCGUGAAGAAGGCCAAACCCAGGGACGUCAGGGCUGGGGCCCUUGUGGUAGCGGCUGUCGGGGGAGCCUUGACUUUGUGCGGGUAUUUGGCGGCUUAG
This is a messenger RNA of Cladophialophora yegresii CBS 114405, 387 nucleotides long. RefSeq lists its product as uncharacterized. The record is from RefSeq and is a predicted model, not a curated record. Lineage: Eukaryota; Fungi; Ascomycota; Eurotiomycetes; Chaetothyriales; Herpotrichiellaceae. The transcript has a single exon. The coding region runs from base 1 to 387 and encodes 128 amino acids.